Molecule: messenger RNA, 1251 nt
Organism: Oppia nitens
Lineage: Eukaryota; Metazoa; Arthropoda; Arachnida; Sarcoptiformes; Oppiidae
Exons: 1
Coding region: 1-1251 (416 amino acids)
Source: RefSeq, a predicted model, not a curated record
AUGUCAUCACAAAAACGAUUAUUACUAUUAUUAUUCAAAGUAAUAGUAAUUAUUAGUUCAUUGGCACCGAUACCUAACGGUGUCCACUGUUCAGUGGUAAAGGACGGGUCGGAUGAGGAACCGGCGGUAGUGGCCAACUCAUUGGACAACAAUGUGGUCAACAAACACGACGGUGAUGACAACGGCAACGACGGUAACACCGGCUAUAUUAUUACCGAAGACGGCGAAGAUGGUGACCGAACACACCUAUACCGACCACCGCAAUAUCCGUGGCUACCCGAACCAACUUUGUGGCCGCCGAUAACAUUUCCGCCAACUCUAGGACCGUGUGGGCCGGGUCAGCCUGGCCAACCUGGUGGACCUGGCGGUCCUGGAGGUCCAGGUGGACCGGGUGGUCCUGGAGGUCCAGGCGGUCCUGGUGGACCUAACGGACCAGGUGGCCCUGGUGGUCCGGGAGGGCCUGGAGGUCCUGGUGGCCCGGGUGGACCUGGCGGACCUGGUGGUCCAGGUGGGCCGGGAACUCCCGGUACUCCCGGCGGUACGUGUCCACCAGUUGCCAACAAUACCUGUUUCAACUGUGUGUGCAACUGUCCGCCCCAGGGCUGUCCUAUAUGUCCCAUACCGUUUAUGAUUGGCGGCCGCGAAGUCGCCAACAAUAGCAGCAGCAGCAGCAGCGGCGACACCAUCGAUGAUGAUGUGGAUGGACAGGGGUCGUGGACUAACGGAUCGUCAUCAUCAUCAACUCGGCAAAAACGUCAAGUACUGGCCAACUGUUUUACGGCCAUACGGGCGGCUAGUAUACUGGAUGCCGGUACGCUAAUCGGUGCUGUAUUGGCCACAUUGUUAGGCAAUUUGGCCUACAUUUUGGCUACAGUACUAACCGGUAACAAUUCACUGGAACUGGCAGUCCUACCCUUGACCAACACACUGUGCUAUCUGUUGGGUCUGGUAUUGCUAUUGUUACGCAGUCUCGGACUGUUAGGUUUACUAGGGUUUGGCGGCCUGUUGUCCAAUAUAUUGAGCGGCGGUGCUGCCGGAGCUAUAUCUAGCGGUGCCAGUGCUAUAGGAGGUGCUGGUGGCGCUUUAGGUGGCGGUGGUGGUGGAGGAGGACUGGGUGGUUUGGGAGGUUUAGGUGGUUUGGGUAAUCUUACUGGUGGUGGCGCUUUGGGUGGACUAGGAGGUGGUGGUGGUGGUGGUGGUGCACUGGGAGGGUUAGGAGGAUUAGGUGGCGGCGGACUAAUAGGUGGUUAG